UGAUGCAGGUACUUGGUAUCCUGUGGUCAGUCACCAUCUGAAGGUUGCCACUGUUGCGUUGAAGAGGACUGUGUGUGUAAACACAGGACGCUCCCUGUAAAAGACUCUCUACUGCUGCACCAUUAAGCAGAGAGAUAUAACCGUACCUCCCAUUCACAGGGAGGGCUUUAACCUGCAAGUAGAUUAUUUCUCAAAAGUUCGGUGAACGCUGAUAAUUUGUCAACAUGUCGCUAACCAGGGCCAGUUUCACUGUGCGCAGUAUUCUGAAUUUACCCGAUCAACAUGAAAUUGACAGUUUAGAUCACUGGGAUCAAGGAAGUGGCAAAGCGAUACAAUCUCCUGUCAUUAAGAGAGAAGCAGGCCAAAAAUCACGCCAUGAGUAUUCAAAAUUAUCAUUUUCGGGGUGGCUUGGCUCGGACAAGAUUUCCUCUGAUGAAAGCAGCACGGAAACAACUCCCGCCGAUUGUCAUCCAAGAAAAGGCUGUUCGUCCAUCAUGAAGAAUGAGAAGAAGAAGAAGAAACGACGAGUUCUGUUCUCCAAAGCACAAACAUUUGAGUUAGAACGAAGAUUCCAACAACAGCGUUACCUAUCCGCCCCUGAACGCGAACACUUCGCUCACCUUUUGAGCCUUACCCCAACUCAGGUGAAGAUCUGGUUCCAAAACCACAGGUAUAAAUUGAAGAGAGCCCGUGUAGAUGGCACCCUUCAGAUAGAUAUGAACCAGCCGCAACUGGUUCGCAGAGUGGCAGUGCCAGUGCUGGUCAGAGAUGGCAAGCCAUGUCACUCUUGUUCCAUUACCUCCGUACAUAUUCAGGAGAAGCCCGCCGACGCUCUUCAGCCUAAUCAUUCCUACACCGCUUUCACAGUUCACGGUUUUCAACAGGUACAGCACACUGGACCGUUUGGCGUCUUCCCCAGCUAUCAUCAUUUAACACAUCCUGGAAUACGGAGGCAACAGUGGAGCUGGUGAAUCAAGGACACUCUAAACUCAAAAUAAUUCCUGUUGUUACGCCAUGUAUAAAUAAUUGCUUACAUAGUUCAGUGAGUUUGCGAAUGGUCGAAUUUUCCGUUGUAGUCGUUUUUGUGGUAUGUUCUGCACGAAAGCUUUUCAAAGUCCUUUUCUAGAUUUUUCUUUUGACCACUUUUGGAAUGUAACUGACGUCUUCCUAUCGUACAUAACUCGUCGCCCAAAAGCAAUAUACCUGGUUCAUAAUUUCAUGGAUGUGA
Molecule: messenger RNA, 1228 nt
Organism: Stegostoma tigrinum
Lineage: Eukaryota; Metazoa; Chordata; Chondrichthyes; Orectolobiformes; Stegostomatidae
Gene: nkx2-9
Product: NK2 transcription factor related, locus 9 (Drosophila)
Exons: 2
Coding region: 225-971 (248 amino acids)
Biological process (GO): regulation of transcription by RNA polymerase II; cell differentiation
Cellular component (GO): nucleus
Molecular function (GO): RNA polymerase II cis-regulatory region sequence-specific DNA binding; DNA-binding transcription factor activity, RNA polymerase II-specific
Source: RefSeq, a predicted model, not a curated record